This is a messenger RNA of Clonostachys byssicola, 330 nucleotides long. NCBI's taxonomy places the organism in Eukaryota, Fungi, Ascomycota, Sordariomycetes, Hypocreales, Bionectriaceae. The record is from the annotation of a GenBank genome assembly.
AUGGCUCAAAUGGAUCCUUCAACGGGAGCCUUUUGGCUCCCUCGCACAACUUGCACAAUUUGCGGCUUGGUGAUCACAACGAUCUCCAACGACGAUCCACUCUGGUUGUCAAAAUACCGUGUUCUCUAUGACGAGGAAGCCAAUGAGCAACAAAUGUCUGGAAAUAUCAAGGUCUCCGGGAUCGGGGGGGAUAGGCAGGACAUCUCCCGCGACCGCGUUUAUUUUCCUAGAGACUAUACGAAAACCCUCGAGUUCUCGUGGGGCUCUGACAAAGAAGGUGUGGGAAAAGUCGACCUCGGAACUCGGACAGCCCACAUAUUCCAUGAUUAA